This is a messenger RNA of Armigeres subalbatus, 525 nucleotides long. RefSeq lists its product as uncharacterized. The record is from RefSeq and is a predicted model, not a curated record. NCBI's taxonomy places the organism in Eukaryota, Metazoa, Arthropoda, Insecta, Diptera, Culicidae. The coding region runs from base 103 to 525 and encodes 140 amino acids. The transcript is spliced from 3 exons.
UAGAAUUAUUCUAAAUAUCUCACCUGAAUAACUUGCCUUGAUCCACUUAUUCUGGUAUUAUUUGUUUUAUUUUUAGAUGAGAAGAUCAACGAUACGUCAUUGAUGAUGCUUGGGAACACUGACCUUAUCGACAUGGGCAUCAAGACUGGACCGAGAAUGGUGAUUCUGAAGAUCAUUGAGAACCUCAAAACUUUUAACAACGAAGAUGGCAAUAAAGAAAAUCAAGCUGAGCUAUCAUCAAUGCAGAUUUGUCGAAGCAAUCUUGAGAUGAAUAACAAGUUUAGAUUGAAUGUCUUACUACCCAUUCUCGAUCAAGGACAUAUGCCAAAUGAUAACGAUCUAAGAUUCCUGAAUAGGGUAGCAUGUGAGCCAUUUGAAACAAGAAUAAGAAGUGGUGGCAAGUAUCCAACUACUGAUGAACAAGAACAACUCGCCAAUGACAUUGUACAACUGUUCCCACAAUUAAAGUGCAACGCGUCCAGACCUCAAGGGGCUCCCGAAGCAGUUAGCAAAUAUGCUAUUUGA